UACCACUCACUACUCUCAAGUUCCUCAAAUCAAGUGCUUACAAAUCCAUUUCAAACUCCUUUUUUCUUCAAUCAUCAUAGUCGAGAGAGAUGGCUUACUCUGCCAUGACUAAGCUUGCUUUGGUGGUGGCCUUGUGCAUGGUUGUGAGCGUGCCCAUUGCUCAAGCCAUAACAUGUGGCCAAGUGUCCAGCAACCUUGCACCAUGCAUACCCUACGUGAUCGGCGGUGGAGCUGUGCCUCCAGCUUGCUGCAACGGCAUCAGGAACGUCGACAACUUGGCAAAUACCACCGCUGACCGGCAGGCCGCUUGCAACUGCCUGAAACAGCUUUCCGGCAGCAUCCCCGGAGUCAACCCUAACAAUGCCGCAUCGCUUCCGGGCAAGUGUGGAGUUAAUAUUCCUUACAAUAUUAGCUCCUCUACCAACUGCGCCACCGUGAAGUGAGCUUGACGCAGAUAAUAUCAGAGAGUGAGAAUAAAAAUGUGGCUAUGUGAUCCACUAGGGAUUCCUCGUGACGGAAUCGUUAAGUUAUUCUAUGUAAUCUUUAUCUUUGUAUAACUAAUAAUAUUUAUGUUUAAGUUA
Molecule: messenger RNA, 581 nt
Organism: Prunus mume (Japanese apricot)
Lineage: Eukaryota; Viridiplantae; Streptophyta; Magnoliopsida; Rosales; Rosaceae
Product: non-specific lipid-transfer protein 1
Biological process (GO): lipid transport
Molecular function (GO): lipid binding
Source: RefSeq, a predicted model, not a curated record